CGUUAUCGCGGAGCAUUAUCAACACCGAAUUCAUCGAGAUGCUGCUCCACGGUAUCCGGUGAGCUGUACGACUGACUUUUAUAGUUAAUUAUUGUAAUUUUUGUGAAAUAUACCUUCUUAAACUACUUAUAAUAGUUUGUGUUUCAAAUUAACUUCAAGACAGGAGGAAACUUGGUGUAAAGUUCUCGAUGCCGAGCUACGAGUUGUGCAUGCUUUUCAAAGCAUUGCCAAGGACCGAAAUAGUAGGAUGUUUGAAACGUACGGCUAGUAAAAUUUUCGAGGCUGGCGGUUUUAUUCGACGCAUUGACAACUUAGGUACAGCAGAUACGCCGUGGAGAAUUAGUUCGCACGAAGCGAUACACAAAGAAGCUAACUACUUUAUCCUCGAGUUUGAUGUACCUACACAAGCUCUGAAACCGCUUAAUAAUUACUUGACUAGAGACAUUGAUAUCAUAAAGCGAACAAUAUUCCGAGUGCCUGGCAACGAUCCUCAACCGGCUUGCACUCUCCACGAAGAGCUCAAACCCCCAGCAUAUAGGUCUGAGGUGAAAGAAAUGAUUGCUAUCGGUAGGCGAAAACGCGAAAGAGAAGCUAAGAAAAAAGUGCAAUUCAAUACCAGCAUAGAUUUUAUGCCUUUCCAAAGAUGAAUGGGCUUAAUCGAUGAAUAUAUUAUAAUGUAAAUAAUAAUGUUAACUUAGUAAUAUGUUAGUUAUUGUGUAACGUCAUGUAAGUGAAAUAAAAAUAAAACAUUUUGUGAGUA
Molecule: messenger RNA, 760 nt
Organism: Adelges cooleyi (spruce gall adelgid)
Lineage: Eukaryota; Metazoa; Arthropoda; Insecta; Hemiptera; Adelgidae
Gene: mRpS6
Product: probable 28S ribosomal protein S6, mitochondrial
Exons: 3
Coding region: 189-647 (152 amino acids)
Biological process (GO): translation
Cellular component (GO): ribosome; mitochondrial small ribosomal subunit
Molecular function (GO): structural constituent of ribosome; small ribosomal subunit rRNA binding
Source: RefSeq, a predicted model, not a curated record